AUGCUGCGAUGUCUCGGGAAUAGAAGUGCUCAUCGGACUGUCAUUGUGGCUAGGCGUCGUUUGAUGGUGGACUCCCAAAUUCGUGAGUAUCUCAGGACGUUGGAGGAGCAUGAUGUUGUAGUUAUUGGGGGUGGACAUGCUGGAUGUGAAGCCGCUACUGCUGCUGCUAGGUCUGGGGCUAGGACUGUGCUGGUGACGCCAUUCCUGGACAAGAUAGGUACCUGCUCGUGCAAUCCUUCGAUAGGUGGUGUUGGUAAAGGCACUUUGAUUAAAGAGGUCGAUGCACUCGAUGGAGUUGCUGGAAGGGUUACAGACAAAGCUGGUAUACAUUUCAAGAUGUUGAAUCAGAGUAAAGGUGCCGCAGUGUGGGGACCUCGCGCGCAGAUCGAUAGAAAUUUGUAUUUGAAAGAGAUGCAAUCGAUUCUAAGUAACUAUCCCAAUCUACAACUUCAAGAAGCUAAGGUGAAAGACUUGUUACUAGAUAAGGAACAUGGUGAUAAAACAGUGGUACACGGAGUUGUGUUGGAAGACUCGACUAUUAUGCGCACAAGAAAAGUAGUAAUCACAACUGGAACAUUUUUAAGUGCAGAAAUACAUAUUGGAAUGAAAUGUAUACCAGCAGGAAGAAUAGGAGAGGAACCAACUUAUGGACUCAGUAAGACCCUGAAGGAAAUUGGAUUCAAGUUGGGUAGGUUAAAGACUGGUACACCGGCAAGAUUGGACGGGAAAACGAUAGAUUUUUCAAACUUAGAAAAGCAAUAUCCAGAUGAAGUGCCACACCCAAUGAGCUUUUUAAAUAAUAAUGUUGCGGUGGAAACACAACUACUCUGCUACGGAACAACUACAACGCCGGAACUGCAUGAAUACCUAAGACAGAAUUUAGAUAAAUCAUUACACAUUAGAGAAACCAUCAAGGGACCCAGAUACUGUCCCUCUAUUGAAGCAAAAAUUCUGAGAUUUGCAGAUAAACAGAGUCAUAAAAUCUGGCUUGAAUCAGAAGGUUUAGAUACUGACGUCAUAUACCCCAACGGAAUUUCUAACUCAAUGCCAGAAGAUGUGCAACUAAAGAUGAUGCGUAUGGUACCUGGACUAGAAAAUGUCAGAAUCAUCCACCCAGCAUAUGGUGUCGAAUAUGAUUAUAUCGAACCAACACAACUAAAUCAUAAUUUAGAAACUAAACUGGUAAAUGGAUUAUACUUGGCAGGUCAAAUUAAUGGUACUACUGGUUAUGAAGAAGCUUGUGCCCAAGGUGUAAUAGCUGGUGCAAAUGCUGGCUUGUCCAGCAAAAAUAGAGAUCAGAUAAUUUUAUCUAGGUCAGAUGCCUAUAUUGGUGUUCUCAUUGACGAUUUGGUUACUAACGGCGUUGUGGAGCCCUACAGGAUGUUCACAUCUAGAUCAGAAUUCCGUAUUACAACAAGAGCAGAGAAUGCUGACUUCCGUUUAACUCCAAUUGGUAGAAAAUACGGAAUUGUAGACGAUACUAGAUGGUCCCGUUUUAACAACGACAAGCAUAUAUUUGAAAAGUUUAAAACAAAGCUAAAAAACUUUGAUCUAAGUGCUUCAAAAUGGAAUCAAAAACUGGGUAUUAGAAUUGCAGAUUCAGCGAAGAACAGGACGGCUUGGGAAGUAUUCAGAUAUAAUGAUAUCACUUUACGCUAUUUAGCUGUGAAAAUACCUGAACUAGAUAUCGAUAUUAACGCGAUACCUAAUCAUGUUAGCUUAAAGUUGGAUGUUGAAGGUAAAUAUGAGCCUUAUAUUGUGAAACAAAACCAAUUUGUUAGAGCAUUCCAAGCAGACGAACAAAUGUUACUACCAAAAAAGUUUGAUUAUAGCAAUAUACCAACCCUUUCGAGUGAAUGCAAAAUGCUACUAAACUCCAUUCAACCAAAUACAAUUGGCCAAGCAAGACGCAUUCAAGGUGUUACAGCUGCAGCCCUAUUUGAAUUGUACAAACUAGUCAGACCACGACAAGCAGAGCUCAAGAAUCAAUAA
Messenger RNA from Nakaseomyces glabratus, 1992 nucleotides. RefSeq names its product tRNA modification protein MTO1 (gene MTO1). The record is from RefSeq and is a predicted model, not a curated record. Gene Ontology annotation, molecular function: flavin adenine dinucleotide binding. Gene Ontology annotation, cellular component: mitochondrion; cytosol. Gene Ontology annotation, biological process: tRNA methylation; mitochondrial tRNA wobble uridine modification. Lineage: Eukaryota; Fungi; Ascomycota; Saccharomycetes; Saccharomycetales; Saccharomycetaceae.